Messenger RNA from Chaetomium fimeti, 2265 nucleotides. RefSeq names its product aldehyde dehydrogenase domain-containing protein. The transcript has 3 exons. Lineage: Eukaryota; Fungi; Ascomycota; Sordariomycetes; Sordariales; Chaetomiaceae. The record is from RefSeq and is a predicted model, not a curated record. The coding region runs from base 414 to 1871 and encodes 485 amino acids. Gene Ontology annotation, molecular function: aldehyde dehydrogenase (NAD+) activity.
CUCCGUCUUCAACAUCAAAAGGCAACUGCGGGGUUACUCCUAUGAUGCAAAGGCACAUGCAUGCGUAUAGCAACUGCCGCAGGAUGGCACGGAACGGGACCGGGCACCCACGGAGGGCUCCAGAUGGUGGCCGCUUUGCCCCUGCUCGGUCACCGAAUACCUAACUCGGACGCCGGCUGACGCGGGCGGGGUCUCAUCUGCCCACGUUUCUAAACGCACUCGCGCGUAUUCCUGGCUGACGUGUGAGGUGCUGCAAAUCCGGCGCUAAGAUCGAUCAGUAUCCAGCUCCAAGUUAAUAAAUAGGAGGUACGGUUCGAGGUCGGCAAAGCCCUGCCUUGAUCCCACGAGCUUUUUGAGGUCAAGACGGUCGCUUGAAAACGGCUUGGAAGAUUAGCAGCUUGAAGACCAGCAAGAUGGCGGAGGCGGUCCCUGUCCGCCCACGUAUGCUUGUCAAUGGAGAGCUUGUCGAGGCUUCCGACGGCAACACCUUCACAGUUCACAACCCGGCAACAGGCGAGGUCUCAGCCCAUGUGCCCGAGGCCAGCGCAGAUGAUGCCAAUGCCGCCGUGGCAGCCGCGAAAGCGGCGUUCCCGGCUUGGUCUGCCAUGGGAGGGGCAAAGCGAGCCGGCCACUUGAAGAAGCUCGCUGCCUUGAUCAGGGAAAACAAAGACGAGCUUGCGCGGCUAGACGCGAUUGCGAUGGGCAUGCCCGUGUCUACCCACCACUAUGCCCACACCGCCGCCUCCAAUUUUGACCACUACUCCGAGGCUUGGGGGACCAUCCAGGGGCAGGCCAGUGUCAAUACACCGGGAUUGGUGACCAUGACCCUCCGGCAGCCCUACGGUGUGGUGGCCCUCAUCAUCCCCUGGAACGCCCCUUGUCACUUUCUCGGAUCUAAGGCCGCCCCCGCUCUGAUCACAGGCAAUACUGUGGUUCUGAAGUCCAGUGAGAAGGCCCCGUUGGCCGUUGCUCGUAUCGCCGAGCUCGUCGUGGAAGCAGGGUUCCCUCCAGGAGUCUUUAACAUAAUUUCUGGCCACGGCGUACCCUCCGGGCAAAUUCUAUCCCGCCAUAUGGACGUCCGCGCGCUAAGCUUCACGGGCUCAAGCCGCACCGGCAAGCUGAUCCAAGAGGAGGCGGCUCGCACCAACCUGAAAAAGGUCAUCCUCGAGCUCGGCGGCAAGUCGCCUGCACUCGUGUUCGAGGACGCCAACCUUGAAAAGGCUGUUGCCCAGACGCAGUUCAGCAUCCAAGCCAACAGCGGACAGGUGUGCAUGGCCAACUCACGCAUUUACGUGCAGAAGAGCAUCGCGCCGCAGUUCGUCGAGGCGUUCAAGACCAAGUUUGCCGGUGCUCGGGCCGGAAACCCCUUGGACAGUGAGACCAACCAUGGCCCACAGGCCGACGAGGUGCAGUACCGCAAUGUGCUCAACUACAUCGAGGAGGGCAAGAAGAGCGGCGGAACGCUAGCACUGGGCGGUAGCGGCAAGCUUGAGAGCACGAAAGGCUUCUUUAUCGAGCCCACCGUGUUCCUGGACACGCCCGAGACGGCGCGCAUUACCAAGGAGGAAGUGUUCGGCCCGGUGGUCGUCAUCAACACAUUCGAGACCGAAGCCGAGGCCAUCGCCAAGGCCAACGACACCGAGUUUGGCCUAUAUGCGUCCGUGUUCACGCGCGAUGUUAGCCGGGCGAUGCGGGUGGCCAAGGCGUUGGAGAGCGGAUAUGUUGGCGUCAACUGUACCAGUCCUUUGACGGGAGUUGACUUGCCGUUUGGAGGCUACAAGAGCAGUGGGCAGGGCAGGGAGGGGUGGCUGUACAGCAUGGACAACUUUCUGGAGACCAAGAGUAUCAUUAUGCGGAUAGACGACGAGUGACCCGAACUAGGUAGACUUUGCUGGUUGGGAAGAUAUUGCUCAUCUAUAAGUCGGGGGCUUUUUAUAGCCUCUUAGAAACCACAAGAUUGCGUGUGGCUUGCGUUAGAAUACAUCCUGGGCUCCAGGUCUAGCAGUUACCGAUGUGAUAGUCACCUCCCGUCCCCGGUCCUCUUCGGACAAGGAAUACCUAGACAAUAUGGCUUCAUUCAUUUUCUUCCUCCUUAGUCGCAGGAAUCCCUUUUCGGGUGAUGGGUAGACCCGUUACCUUCGGUUCUAACAACGGUCAGUCAACGUAGCAUAGAAGAAAAUGAUCAUGGGAAUGGUUUGAAUGCACCGCACGAGUGAGAGGGCCAGCAGCUUCCCUGACCGUCGUUUAAACAAAGGCUGUUAAUGC